AUGGCUUCAAGAGCUGCAGCUGGCGCCCGUCCAGGUGCCAGGUUUGCCCAGUUCAAGCUCGUUCUGCUAGGAGAAUCCGCUGUUGGAAAGAGCUCUCUUGUCCUUCGAUUUGUCAAAGACCAAUUUGAUGACUACCGUGAAUCAACAAUCGGCGCAGCAUUCCUUACGCAGACCAUUUCCCUAGAUGAAAGUACAACUGUUAAGUUCGAGAUAUGGGAUACUGCUGGUCAAGAAAGAUACAAAUCUCUAGCACCAAUGUAUUAUCGGAAUGCAAACUGUGCCGUUGUUGUUUACGAUAUCACUCAAGCCUCCUCCCUCGACAAAGCCAAAUCGUGGGUGAAGGAGCUUCAGCGACAGGCAAACGAGAAUAUCAUUAUUGCCCUUGCCGGUAACAAACUAGACCUGGUCAUGGAUAGCCCGGAUAAGCGUGCGAUCCAGACGGCAGAUGCCGAAGCCUAUGCGCGUGAAGCCGGUUUGCUCUUUUUCGAAACCUCAGCCAAAUCUGCGACAAACGUGCGAGAGCUGUUCACGGCUAUUGCGAAGAAGCUGCCAUUAGACCAGGCUGGACCGCGAAAUCUACGGUCCAACCCUCGUCCAGGGGUCGAUUUACGCCCAGAGGCUGCGGGGCCGCAAGCAAACAACUGCUCAUGCUAG
Messenger RNA from Paracoccidioides brasiliensis Pb18, 654 nucleotides. RefSeq names its product GTP-binding protein ypt5. The record is from RefSeq and is a predicted model, not a curated record. Bases 1 to 654 code for a protein of 217 amino acids. Gene Ontology annotation, molecular function: GTP binding; GTPase activity. The transcript has 5 exons.